Molecule: messenger RNA, 2183 nt
Organism: Myripristis murdjan (pinecone soldierfish)
Lineage: Eukaryota; Metazoa; Chordata; Actinopteri; Holocentriformes; Holocentridae
Gene: asb13b
Product: ankyrin repeat and SOCS box containing 13b
Exons: 6
Coding region: 159-1037 (292 amino acids)
Biological process (GO): protein ubiquitination; positive regulation of protein catabolic process; intracellular signal transduction
Molecular function (GO): protein binding
Source: RefSeq, a predicted model, not a curated record
UCUCGGACGUCUGAUCCUCGGCAGCUCGAGCAGAGUCCUAGGUAACUGACCGCUCCCGGCGUUUUUGUAGCUAUGCUGCCCUUUCUGACUUCGUUUUAUCGUUUCAAAAUGAGACGGACGUUUGGUUAACUCUGAAGUGAAGACAGCGGUAUCAUGAAAUGGAGAUUACUCGGGCCAGACCGUCCCUGUUUGGAGACAUUGCUCAUGGUCUAGGGUUUUGGACGGACCGCUCCGCAGUGCAUGAGGCUGCUGCACAAGGCAGGGCCCUCCAGCUGCAGCAGCUGAUCCAGGCAGGUGCAGCAGUUAACAUCGUGGCUGUGGACUCCAUCACCCCCCUGCAUGAGGCAUGUAUACAGGGACAGACCCAGUGUGUCAAACUGCUGCUUGCUGCUGGUGCACAGGUGGAUGCACGUAACAUUGAUGGCAGCACUCCACUGUGUGAUGCCUGUGCAGCCGGGAGCCUUGAAUGUGUCAAGCUGCUGCUGGAAUACGGAGCAACAGUUAACCCUCCACUGUUCACCUUCUCACCCCUUCAUGAGGCUUGCAUGGGAGGUAAUUCAGAAUGUGUUAAACUCAUGAUUGAUCAAGGAGCUUUCUUGGAAGCACACGACUGUCACUUUGGGACUCCCCUUCAUGUAGCAUGUGCCAGGCAACAUUAUGACUGCGCUAAAGUGCUCCUCAAUGCAGGUGCGAAUGUGAACGCUGCCAAGCUGCAUGAGACAGCCCUUCAUCAUGCAGCCAAAGUAAAGAACACAGGCUUGAUUGACCUACUUGUGGAGUUUGGAGGGAACGUGUACGCCAAGGACAACCUCGGCAAAAAACCUAUCAAUUACACCAGUCUAGGAUCUCCCUCUUACCUCAGCCUUGAUUUCUAUGAGAAAACACCCCUCAGUCUGCAGCAGAUCUGCAGGGUGGCUUUCAGGGUGACUUACGGGAGAAAAGCACUUGAAGUUGUUUCUGAGCUUGGCUUGCCCAACCGCAUCAUAAGCUUUCUUUCUUACAUGCCACCCCCAGUUAUCACAUUUCACCACUUAUAACAAAAUUCAGAUGCAGCCCUCAGAGGGCUUGCAGAGAUACACACAGAGACUGAUUCCUUCUGCUGGUUCUGCUGUUCUCCUGCCAGGAAAUCAUAUGACAGGAUGUUAAAUUUGCAGAAGUGCAGCAAAGGCAAACUACUGGAAAAUACUGCCAGACUUCUUAAGUAUACAGAGCUUGUAUAUCCAAGCCAUAAAAUUUGGUUUACCCAAACAAAUUAAAAAUGGCUUUAUUUGGUUGUUCACUUUAAAGUGUAGAAAUGUAAACUGUGUCUACUUGUGUUGGUCAAGUAAGAGAGCUCACUAAGCUACUGUAACCACAAGCAAACUGUGUUGACUUAGUAUUUAAGUAUUUCAGUGUGCACUGAUUUGAGUACCGGCAUUAUAGUACUGUAAGAAUUUGUAAAUAUUCCAUGACUAUUUAUAUUUAAUGUGAAUAUGUAAAUAUUACAGAUCUCAUGACUUAGUUAAAUUUGUGUAAAUAAGUAGACAGGUACAGGGCUAUUUUAAAAUGACACAGCUCACUGUUGUCUUAUGAAGAAGUAGGUUUGUUUUUCUGGCCUGGCCCACUGUUGGCAUGAGCAGGCCUGCACAGGGCAGUGGAAACAUGCCUGUCUUGUUUUUGUAAAAGCGUUUACAUCGAAACCUACUUCACUGGUACAUUCAUGGUGAAGAAAACUUCAGGAAAUACUUGAGUAUUAUUUUUAGUUGUAUUGUUUUUUAAUACAAAAAUAAAAUACAUAAGUUAUGGUGUGUAAGUUCGGUAAGUAAGGUAAGUAACACUGUAAUAACUUUAUAGAACACUAAAACUCUAGUUAAAAAAGAAAAUACAAGAUAGAAACUGCCAUUGUGAGAAACAAAACCAAAUGGCAGAAUAAAAUAUCCAUUGUGAAAACACAUUUAUGAGCACUUGGAUUUUGAGAAUCAGUUGAAAGGGUUACAUUGAUGCAACUAGUCUUUACUUCUUCAGGAAAGGUUUAUAGAGACUUUGGCAUUAGAAGACCGUUUUUUUCCUGUGCAGACUGCCAAGCGUGCCCUCACUCAAAAUCAUUCACAGUGAAAAGAAAAAAAUGACUUUUUCAUCAUGUAAAUUUGCCAUGCCAUAAUAUACAUCUGUUUAACAAUAAAUGCCAAAAGAAUUACAAAUGA